AGGCUUAACCCACUGAGCCACCCAGGCGCCCCCAAAGUCUGGAAUUUGUUGUUAACUUCCUCCAACUUCAGAACUCCGUCUGUAUGCUACUGAGUGUCUUUCUGGACCCACAGUCAUCAGCUGCAUAUAGAACACAUCUCACGGACGGGUAGGUGUCAAGCUGGCCUCCCUGAGUCUCUGAGGCAGGUGAGAUCUUUCUCAUUGAGGACAAGCCUGGAGUCAAGCAGACAUUGGUGGGCACAAAGCCUACAGAGACUAAGUCCCACCCUGCAGGGUCUUCCCAUUUGAUGGGGGAGACCAGGUGUAAAGAGAAAUGUCAAAUGUGUAAGGAGAUGGUGUUCAUGUUUAGAUGGAACUAAGCAUUCAGCCAGGACACACCAGAUUUCAUGUCCUGGCCAUAUCUAUAAUGUUUUCUUUUUCCUAACAGGAACUGGCUGGUAUAGAGAAUGACCCAUUAAAAUGACAGUGAUUGUGUAUGAGCUUAACCAGUCUAUGGACCCUGAGAAGUGCACAUACCACAUUUGGGGGCCAUCUGCUAGAGCAGAAAAGACUUGGGGCCCAUCUCUAAGCAGAGCUCCUAAGGAGCAUCCCCCCCCAACCCCCGCCCAGGUCUCUAAUCUCCGAGCAUGACGACAGGUGCUCCCUAUGGGGCAGGAAUGCUAGGGUCUUGCGGUUGUUUUGGCUUAUGUAUCCGUUAUUUCUUAGGAAAAGGGGGUCAGGUUGUCAUCUCAUACAUCAGUGAGGACUUUGGAAUUCCCAAGCUGUCCCACCCCUGCACAACAGCCUCAUCUCCCCUCCCAGCCCCUAGGGAGCCCCUUCCCAGAACCCUGGCUGGAUGAUGUCACAGACAGGUGACCUCACUGCGGCAAAGGAACCGGGAAUCUCAGUGGCAUGGGGGAGGAGGGAGGAUGUGUCCCCACCACCCCAACCCCCCAUGUCUGUGGUGAAGUCGAUCGAAUUAGUGUUGCCCAAGGAUGCCAUCUACCUGGCCGGCUCCAGCAUCAAAGGGCAGGUGGUUCUAAUUCUGAACAGCACCCUAGUGGACCCUAUUGUGAAGGUCGAGCUCGUGGGAAGGGGCUAUGUGGAGUGGAAUGAAGAAAUCGGGGCGUCACGUGAUUAUAGCAGAGAUGUUAUUUGCAACAACAAGGCCGACUAUGUGCACAAGAUGAAGACAUUCCCAGUAGAGGAUAAUUGGUUAAGUGCAGGCAGCCACACCUUUGAAUUCCAUUUCAGCUUACCUCCCAGGCUUCCUUCUACCUUCACCAGCAAAAUCGGCCAUGUCUUCUACUUCAUGCAAGCCUCCUGCGUGGGCCGGGAGCACAUUCUGGCAAAGAAGAGGAUGUACUUGUUGGUUCAAGGGACUUCGGACUUCCACAAAGAAAACCCAUUGCAGAAUCCUCUGCUGGUAGAGGCUGAGAAGAAGGUCUCCUACAACUGCUGCAGCCAGGGCACCAUCUGCCUACAAAUCCAGAUGGAAAAGAACACCUUCGUCCCAGGACAGAGGAUCAUCUUCACCACGGAGAUCAACAACCAGACCGGCAAGUGCAUCAAGACAGUCAUCUUCGCCCUCUACACCCAUGUGCAAUACGAGGGCUUCACCCCCAACGCGGAGCGGCGGUUGCGGGUAGAAAGCAGUGAGCUGCUCCGGCAGGAGGCCAACACGCAGAUCACACCUUUCGACACCACCAAGAUCGUCAGCUCCUUCAACCUCCCGCAGGUGCUGUCCGUGAGCAGCAGCCUGCAGGACGGCGAGAUCAUGAGUACCCGCUAUGAGCUGGUCAGCGCCGUCCACCUGCCCUGGUCCCUGACCAGUGUGAAGGCCAAGGUUCCCAUCAUCAUCACCAGUGCCCCUGUGGACCCAGACAGCUGCCUGCAGCUGGAGGGGCAGCUGUCACCCGAGAGCCAGGAGUGCCAGAAUUAAGUGCCCAAACUUCUAAAUAUUAAAAGCUUUAUCGGACUCUA
Molecule: messenger RNA, 1962 nt
Organism: Lutra lutra (Eurasian river otter)
Lineage: Eukaryota; Metazoa; Chordata; Mammalia; Carnivora; Mustelidae
Gene: ARRDC5
Product: arrestin domain containing 5
Exons: 3
Coding region: 836-1921 (361 amino acids)
Biological process (GO): protein transport
Cellular component (GO): cytoplasm
Source: RefSeq, a predicted model, not a curated record